Messenger RNA from Punica granatum (pomegranate), 1581 nucleotides. The record is from RefSeq and is a predicted model, not a curated record. NCBI's taxonomy places the organism in Eukaryota, Viridiplantae, Streptophyta, Magnoliopsida, Myrtales, Lythraceae.
CAUAUAUGAGGAGAAGACGCUCAAACCAUCUAAAUUAAUCACGUCGGCAAUUUUCACUACAUUUUGUCGUCUUACAUAAUCGUUCAUUACUUUCACCUUAUAAGGCCUCCACUCUCUCCGUUUAUAACUUCUCUCCCUUCCCUCCCUCCUUCAACUUCAAAUCUUGACUAAUCAAAACUUCAUUGCAGCGAUUCACCCAAAAAAAAAAAAACUUCAUUACAGCCGUACAAAUUCAUGAUCAAUGCACGUAGAUGUUGAUGAGUAGUUUAUAGCUAAGAAAAGAUGGGUCGCGCUUUCUACCCAAAAAAAGAAAAAAUGGGUCGAGCUAAGUUGCCAGUAAAGAGAAUAGAGAACACCACGAACCGGCAGGUAACAUUCUCGAAGCGCAGGAAUGGGCUAAUCAAGAAGGCGUACGAGCUCUCGGUCCUCUGUGACAUUGAUAUCGCUCUCAUCAUGUUCUCCCCCUCUGGUCGUCUCAGCCACUUCUCCAGCAAAAUAAGAAUCGAGGAUACCUUCAGUCGUUAUGUUAACCCAGACGACCGAGAAAGAAACAGUGAUUUCCAAAACAAAGAGUCUUUACUGAGGAUCCUACACGAAAGUAGAACUGAUAAUGAUCUUGAGCUCCAACACGCAGCGCCUGCUGCAGUUAAUUCCAACAUUGAGGUACUUCAGCGACAGAUUGGGAUGUUACAGCGACAACUUCAAGAAGCAAAUCAAGAGAUAAGAAAAUACGAGCCGGACCCGCAGGAGUUCACGUCAAUGGAGGAAUUGGAGCAAUGUGAGAACCAUCUUCUUGACACCCUCAAGCGGGUGUUGGAGCGGAAGGAUAAUUUGUUAGCAAACCAUAUACAAGCUCCAUACAAUCCGUACGAUUUAUGUACCACUAUGCAGCUGCCAAGUUAUCCGUUGCAAAAUGAAGAAAUUGGAUGGUUGCCUGGAAAUAAUCUAAACAAUUCCCAGUUUUCAUUCGAUGAUCAUUCUCUAGUACCAAUAAGGGAUGAUGAUGGGCAGGGUUUAGGAUGGAUACAUCCUUUCCAAAUCCAAAAAGGGGAUCCGUCUUCCUCAAUUGAUCAUCAAGCAUUAGUCCAAGGGUCGUGUUCGGAUAACAACCUGCAAAACAUUAUCAAGUCUCACUUGUUGGAUCCGAUCGAAGGAAAUGUUUCAGCUAGGCCAACAGACUACACAUUCACCGUGCCUGAUUUGAGUACCCUAUCUCCGUCCUCUUAACCAGAAGUUCAGGAUACGGGGCUUCCAGCUAUUGGAGAUGAGAUGAUGUCAAGAAGGGAUCAAGUCGAGGCUAAUGGAUGGUAGCUUGCAGACACAACCGGACAUUGGAGUUUCAAAUAAUGAUGAUGGCAACGCAGAUCCUCUGGCUAAUGUGUAAUCUAAUAAGCAACAUCAUGUGUAUAUAUUUGCAAACACAGAGUAGUUUAAUUUAUCGAUCACCAGUAAUAAGAUCAUGAAAGCAAUAUCAAUAAUUAUAUGUUUCUCAUAUGUAAUAGAAGUUCUAAACGAGAUAUACAAGUACAUGUACUUGAUACUAGCUAGGAACUGAAUGUGCACCGGAAACGAGAUAUCCAA